Corvus hawaiiensis (hawaiian crow) is the source of this 931-nucleotide messenger RNA. RefSeq names its product T cell leukemia homeobox 3 (gene TLX3). Gene Ontology annotation, biological process: animal organ development; regulation of transcription by RNA polymerase II. The record is from RefSeq and is a predicted model, not a curated record. Bases 1 to 885 code for a protein of 294 amino acids. Gene Ontology annotation, cellular component: nucleus. Gene Ontology annotation, molecular function: RNA polymerase II cis-regulatory region sequence-specific DNA binding; DNA-binding transcription factor activity, RNA polymerase II-specific. The transcript is spliced from 3 exons. NCBI's taxonomy places the organism in Eukaryota, Metazoa, Chordata, Aves, Passeriformes, Corvidae.
AUGGACCCGCCGAGGAUGGACCCGCCAGGGCCGGCGCAGGGCCAGCACCAGCACGAGCCCAUCAGCUUCGGCAUCGACCAGAUCCUCAACAGCCCCGAGCAGGACAGCGCUCCCCCGCCGCCCCCCCGGGGCCCCGACGGCGCGACCUUCCUGGGCGGCCCCGGCGGCCGCGGCGGCGCGCCCUACCCGGCCCUGCCGGCCCCCUUCCCGGCCAUCGCCGCGCCCUUCGAGGACUCGGGAUCGUACAGUGUGAACCUCAGCCUGGCCCCGGCCGGCGUGAUCCGGGUGCCGGCGCACAGGCCCAUCCCCGGGGCCGUGCCGCCGCCCAUCUCCAGCGCCAUCCCGGCCAUGCCCGCCGUGCCCAGUCUGGGCAGCCUCAACUUCCCCUGGAUGGAGAGCAGCCGGCGCUUCGUCAAGGACAGGUUCACAGCGGCGGCGGCGCUGACGCCCUUCACGGUGACACGGCGCAUCGGGCAUCCCUACCAGAACCGGACUCCGCCGAAGCGCAAGAAACCGCGGACAUCCUUCUCCCGGGUGCAGAUCUGCGAGCUGGAGAAGCGCUUCCAUCGACAGAAGUACCUGGCCUCGGCCGAGCGCGCUGCCCUCGCCAAGUCCCUCAAGAUGACGGACGCCCAGGUGAAGACCUGGUUCCAGAAUCGGCGCACCAAGUGGCGGCGGCAGACGGCGGAGGAGCGGGAGGCCGAGCGGCAGCAGGCGAGCCGGCUGAUGCUGCAGCUGCAGCACGACGCCUUCCAGAAGUCGCUGAACGAGUCGAUCCAGCCCGACCCGCUGUGCCUGCACAACUCGUCGCUGUUCGCGCUGCAGAACCUGCAGCCCUGGGAGGAGGAGAGCGCCAAGAUCCCCCCGGUCACCUCCCUCGUCUGAGCCCGGCAGCCAGGGCACGCAGCGGACUGGCCGGCGGAGCGCGGCC